Messenger RNA from Mucor velutinosus, 1656 nucleotides. RefSeq names its product casein kinase 2 regulatory subunit. Gene Ontology annotation, biological process: regulation of transcription by RNA polymerase II. Bases 1 to 1656 code for a protein of 551 amino acids. The transcript has a single exon. The record is from RefSeq and is a predicted model, not a curated record. Lineage: Eukaryota; Fungi; Mucoromycota; Mucoromycetes; Mucorales; Mucoraceae. Gene Ontology annotation, molecular function: DNA-binding transcription factor activity, RNA polymerase II-specific; RNA polymerase II cis-regulatory region sequence-specific DNA binding.
AUGAAUACAAACUUGUUUGCAGAGUCAAUAUCAAGAAGGUCUUCUUUCUGUCCUCCUCCUCCUAAUACACAUCACCAUCAUCAUCAGCAGCAGCAGCAUCAUCAUCACGAAGACCCUGUUCUGUCACCACCACUUACGCCAGCUCUUUCGCAGCAUCACCCGUUUGAUAAGAGACAAUCUGCCGACUUAGGCUAUCCUUCAAGUCACUACAAUGCUCGACCCACAUACAAUAUGGACUACCAUCACUGGAUGAACCAGUCCAACAUGUCUCAUGUAUACCAUCCUCAAAUGAAUCAACCUCCAUCUCAACAUAUGCAUCAUUCCUUGCCUAUACCCACACCUCAGCUGCCUCAACAGCAACAGCAACAGCAGCAGCAACAGCAACAACAGCAGCCAUCAGUCCCUGCUCCGCCUACUACCACUACGCAGCAGCAGCAGCAACCAUCCAGAGUAAACACCAACACCAACAACGCAGAGAGAGCAACAACUCGAAAGCAACCCUCCAAGCAAAACAAGCACUUGUGUACAUUUCCUGAAUGUUUAUGGAGCUUCAAGCGGUUUGAACAUUUGAAAAGACACAUGUUGGUUCAUACCGGGGAGCGUUCUCAUGUUUGCCCUCACCCUGGAUGCGGUAAACGGUUCAGUCGAUCCGAUAACUUUCACGCGCACUACCGUACUCAUGAAAAGAAGGCAUUUGCAAGACAAAAGCAACAACAGCAAGCCCAAGCCCAAGCUCAGCAGCAUCAGCAACAGAAUCCGAAUACAUCUUCAUCUACUUCAACGAUAUCUUCUGCGGCUACUCCCACAUCUAAUACUUUUUUAGUUAAAGAAGAAAAAGAAGGUUUUAUGCAUCCUUAUUAUCAUCACAGCCCAUACCCUUUGCUACCAACACCAUCUAAACAACAGGAGCAUUUCAUGAAUUAUCAACAGCAGCAACAACAUCAACAACAACAAGACUACCUGUCUACCAUCACGCAUACAAACAACAUGACUUCAGACAGUCCAACACCUUCUAAUCGCUUAUUAGACUCAUCCUCAACCACAUCUACCUCAUCUACCUCCUCCUCUUCCGCAGGCAAACAGCAAAAGAAGCCUCAUGCUUGUAGUCAUCCCGACUGUGAUCGUAGAUUUAGGCGUCUAGAACAUUUAAAGAGACACAUGCGCACUCACACCCAUGAGCAACCCUUUAAAUGUAACUUUCCUGGUUGUUUGAAAGCAUUCAGUCGAUCUGACAAUUUAACACAGCACCGAAAGACACAUGAACGACGUGGAUCAAAGUACAACAGCAACACCAACACCAACAACAAUCAAUUAGAGCCAUCCUACAAUAUGCACACAGGCACUCCUCCUUCUCCUAUUGCCGCUGUAAAUGGAAGCUCUAUUAAUAAUGAUGCUGCUGCUGCUGCUGCUGCUACCGCCGCUGCUGUUUCUGUAGCUAAUGUUGAGCCAUUCACGUUGGUAGAUUUUAUUCGUGAUAAUAACUACGAUACCCUCCAUAAAGAACACCACCACCAUCAUCAUCAUCAUCACCACCAUCAUCAGCAACAACAGCACCAUCCACAUCAUCAUCAUCAUCAACAUCAUCAACAGCAACAAUCUCAAAUUUUGAGUUGGCAGCAUCCUGGUGAUACUUCAACCGAAAGUGUAGGUUGCUAG